Molecule: messenger RNA, 1760 nt
Organism: Aspergillus glaucus CBS 516.65
Lineage: Eukaryota; Fungi; Ascomycota; Eurotiomycetes; Eurotiales; Aspergillaceae
Product: Golgi transport complex subunit COG5
Exons: 2
Coding region: 126-1529 (467 amino acids)
Biological process (GO): intra-Golgi vesicle-mediated transport
Cellular component (GO): COG complex
Source: RefSeq, a predicted model, not a curated record
GACCGUCCACCGUUUCGCGUUAUUGGUUGCUACUGCUUGUUUGCAUUGAUACCCAUUUGCUUGUUUAUUCUUUUACUUUCUGGGAACGGCUAUUCUACGAUUCGACUGGAAGGAGCACGGUGAAAAUGGCAGAAGGCGAGCCAUCAUACAUAGACUACGAAGUCUUCCUAGACCCAGGAUUCUCACCGGCCUCCUUUGCCAACUCCCUGGUCGUAGCUACCAACAAUGCCACGGACAGUCCACUGGAUCUCUCAACCCCGUUGUCGCGAGUUCUCUUCGACCUUCAGGAGAUCGACACGCACAUUCACACACUGACCAGCAAGUCCGCUUUGCCGCUCUUGUCACAUACGCGGGACCAAACAGCGGCCGCUGGGAAGAUCCUCCAGCAAUCGGAAGAGCAAAUCGCUGCAGUGACGCAGGGGUAUGAGCGAUUGGAACGGGAGGUGCUGCGCAAGUGGGAGACGGCUGACGAGGCACGGUUAGCGGCGGAAAAAUCAUUGGCAACGGUGCAGUUAGCAAGAGCGGUUGGACGGUGCUUGAACCUGGGGAGGCAGCUGGAGAGUCAAUUGGCGGAGAUGAAUGGACGUGGCGGCGCUACUGCUACGACUACUAGUGGUGAGGCCCCGGGGCGGGAAGACUUUCGCGCUUUGGAACGCGCGGCGUACACAAUUCUAAACCUACGACGAAUGUUUCUGGCCACAGCAGAGGGGGAAGAGGGUCAUGGGCUGGACCGGGUGAAGGUCGUGCGCACAUUGCGGAGUGAUCUGCUGAACCCGGCGGAGAGUUUGGUUAAAUCCCGCGCACAGCAGGCUAUCAAUCGAUUCUCCAUGUCGUCUAUCUCGACAGGAUCGCAAGCGCCGUCAGGAUAUAAGCAGGCACGGGAUACGCGAGCGCGCUUGACGUCCGCCGUUACGACUCUGUAUGUACUGUCUCCCAUGCCGAAGACUAUGAUUCCGGCGACCGAGUAUCGACCGGAAUUGCUCCAAUCGACACUCCAUGGCUACAUGCAUACGGCCAUCGGGACCUCCUUGACAGCACUGUCCCGGGCCUUUACCAUGCUCCCUACUCUGGAGCGCACGCUCUCGGAUCUUUCUGCGCGCUGUCAGGACAUCGUAGCACUCGAAUACAUUCUUGGCAAUACCAAACUACCGUCUCAUCCAAUGCUGCUAUUUGGCUUGGAGGGAGAGACGAUAGAGACCCAAGCGCCCAGGAAAAACACCAACCUCCUGCAGCUGGUGCUAACCUCGUUGGACACGCCAUCACUGCCAUCGUACUUUUGGCGGUCGCUGGCCUCGUCGCUGGCGGGGCGGGUGCAAGAAAUACUGCAACGCGGGGGCGUCUCGGCGCGGGCGCUGCGGUCGAACCGUGAGCGACUGCGGGGCGAUAUCAAGGAUUGUGUGCUGCGGGGAUCACAGCCUCCAACAGCAUCAGGCAUGGUGGAUAAGGGACGAGGGGAGGAGGGGUUGACAGUUGGGAAUUGGGAACGGGAGGCGGCGGUGAUGGUCAGUUCGGUGGCGGGAGCAUUAUAACUGUUAUUCUGGGCAUCCUAGGAUCAGGUACUACAGCCUCAUCGUUAUCUACUACAAGACGUGAUACAUGUAUGUACUCGAAACGGCUAUUGCCGGGACUAUUCACAGGUACAGAGUACUUGUAAGCUACGCUGUAUGGCAGUCCAUAUAGAGUAGGAGAAGGCAAAUCCCCCUCCGCCACUUGGGGAAAUGGUUGACGAUUAGAGUCAUCGAAGACGUCAGCAUCCGGAG